This is a messenger RNA of Vitis vinifera (wine grape), 2032 nucleotides long. RefSeq names its product F-box/kelch-repeat protein At5g60570. Bases 388 to 1773 code for a protein of 461 amino acids. Gene Ontology annotation, cellular component: nucleus. The transcript has 2 exons. Lineage: Eukaryota; Viridiplantae; Streptophyta; Magnoliopsida; Vitales; Vitaceae. The record is from RefSeq and is a predicted model, not a curated record. Gene Ontology annotation, molecular function: protein binding.
AUAUUUGGAUUAUGGACAUGAGGGGAAGCGGAAAAGAGAAAAAGUUUUUUUUUAGAGAGAGAAAGUUGUAGAGAGAGAAUUUUAAGAUCUCAGUCAUACAUAUCACCAGCUAUGGAUGAAGGAGGGGGAGGAGGAGGAGGUGGAGGGAGAAGGAGGAGGCCGUGGUUUUAGAGAGAGAAAGUGGUGAGGAAUUUCAGAGUGAGAGAGAAAGUGAGGCGGGAGAUUGUGGUGCGUCCUCUGUUACGAUCUUCUUCAUGAGGGGGCUGAUGCGUGGGAGGAGAUCGAUCGGUUUCCGGCGACUCUCCGGGCGCUUCUGCGACCGUUUUCCUGCGGCCUGAUCGCUGAUUUGGAGUUCAAGCAUCCAGAGGACUACUGCAACUUGUCUAAAUGGUUUUCAGAUACUCUCUGGAGGAGUUGAAGAUGAAAAUUGAAGGGACAGUUUAUGAAUCACCGACCAUGGUUGGUGUGCGGGGAUGUUCCAUUUUCCAGCUUCCCGGUUCCUUUGAUGGAGACUUGGGCUUUAUGCUGAAGAAUUGUUAUUUGUUAGCAUAUAUUCUAUUGGCUAGACAAAAUAAUAACAAGGUCAAAGAUGUUGGAAAAGGCUUACUUAACAAGGAGAUGUAUAUUCCUAGUUUGGACUGUAUAGGACUAAAGAAAAAGAAACCUAUGAUUAGGGCAUGGGCAGGAGAGAAUCAUGGUGGUCAGGCAUCAGAUGAUAGUUUCCUACCUGGUCUUAAUGAUGACACGGCAUUAGAUAUUUUUGCUUGGAGCAGCAGAUCAGAUUACUCGAAACUUGCUUGUUUGAAUAAGAAAUUCAAGUCAUUGAUUGGCAGUGGAUAUUUGUAUAAACUCAGACGCCGGCUUGGAGUCAUUGAACACUGGGUUUAUUUGGCCUGUAUUUUAAUGCCAUGGGAAGCUUUUGAUCCUGAAAGACAGAGAUGGAUGAGGCUACCUAGAAUGCCAUGUGAUGAAUGUUUUACUUAUGCAGACAAGGAGUCUCUUGCCGUAGGCACUGAGUUGCUCGUUUUUGGUCGUGAACUGUCAGGAUUUGCAAUUUGGAUGUAUAGCUUGCUUACUCGUGAUUGGUCAAGAUGUCCUCUGAUGAACUUACCUCGUUGUCUCUUUGGUUCUAGCAGCCUUGGGGAAAUUGCAAUUGUUGCUGGGGGAAGUGACAAGAAUGGCCAUGUUUUAAAAUCUGCCGAGCUCUACAAUUCUGAGCUGGGUACGUGGCAAACAUUGCCAGAUAUGAACCUGCCACGUAAACUGUGUUCAGGAUUCUUUAUGGAUGGGAAAUUUUAUGUAAUAGGAGGCAUGUCGAGCCACACAGAUUGUUUAACUUGUGGAGAAGAGUACAAUAUUGAGACAAGGAUAUGGAGGAGGAUAGAGAACAUGUACCCUGGGUCCAAUAUAGGUACACAAUUUCCUCCUGCCAUGCGAUCUCCUCCACUGGUUGCUGUUGUAAAUAAUCAGCUUUAUUCUGCUGACCAAGCAACCAAUGAGGUAAAGAAAUAUGACAAGUCCAAUAAUUCAUGGAGUGUCGUGAAGAGGUUACCAGUUAGGGCUGAUUCUUCUAACGGUUGGGGUUUAGCAUUUAAAGCAUGUGGUGACAGCUUACUCGUGAUUGGAGGACAUAGAGGGCCUGAAGGUGAAGUUAUUGUGCUGCACUCUUGGGAACCAGAGGAUGGAAAUGCUGGAGGACCAGACUGGAACGUGCUUUCUGUCAGGGAGCGAGCAGGUGCUUUUGUGUACAACUGUGCAGUAAUGGGCUGUUAAUGCAUUUGUUUCUAUGUUGUCUUUGGUGAAAAUCUUUGACUUGUGGAGAAAACCAAAUACCUCAUUGGUUGGGAAAGCAUCUUAUGUUUUCUCGGUAUCAUUUAUUGGGCAUUUAAUUUGUGCUUUCUUUAAAAUUUAUUUAUGGCUCUUUGGUUUUAUGGCUUUUAAAAAGGUCAUAAUGGAACAAGUUAACAUUGAAACUUAUUACAUGAUUUAUUCUAGAUCUUUUUACUGGUAAGGUUAUACCUUAGUUCUUUAA